Drosophila novamexicana is the source of this 1628-nucleotide messenger RNA. RefSeq names its product uridine 5'-monophosphate synthase (gene r-l). Gene Ontology annotation, biological process: 'de novo' UMP biosynthetic process; 'de novo' pyrimidine nucleobase biosynthetic process. The coding region runs from base 114 to 1592 and encodes 492 amino acids. Gene Ontology annotation, molecular function: orotidine-5'-phosphate decarboxylase activity; orotate phosphoribosyltransferase activity. Lineage: Eukaryota; Metazoa; Arthropoda; Insecta; Diptera; Drosophilidae. The record is from RefSeq and is a predicted model, not a curated record. The transcript is spliced from 3 exons.
UUAGCGGCAGUCGGACGUGUUUGCUUUAAAUCGGGCCAACCUCGCACGUGUGGAAUAAACGUGGUCGUGUUGAUUUAAGUCGAGGUUAAAUUAUUUAAAAGAAACGCAGCAAAAUGAUGGCCAAGAGCACGGAUGAGAUGAAAGCGUUAGCGGUCAAAUUGUUUCAAAUCAAUGCAUUCAAAUUUGGCGAUUACAAAAUGAAGGUCGGCAUUAAUUCUCCGGUUUACUUCGAUCUGCGCGUUAUUGUUAGCUAUCCAGAUGUGAUGCAAACCGUUUCCGAUCUACUAGUGGCGCACAUUAAAGAUCUGCAGCUGAGCUCCAAGCACGUCUGCGGCGUGCCGUACACCGCGCUGCCGCUGGCGACCAUCGUCUCGGUGCAGCAGAACACGCCCAUGCUGGUGCGCCGCAAGGAGGCGAAGGCGUAUGGCACCAAGAAGCUGAUUGAGGGCAUUUAUCAGGCCGGCGACACCUGUCUGAUUGUCGAGGAUGUGGUCACCUCCGGUUCGAGCAUACUGGACACUGUCCGUGAUCUGCAGAGCGAGGGCAUUGUGGUCACCGAUGCCGUUGUCGUCGUCGAUCGGGAACAGGGCGGCGCCGCCAACAUAGCCAAGCACGGCGUGCGCAUGCAUUCCCUGUUCACGCUCUCCUUUCUGCUCAACACGCUGCACGAGGCGGGGCACAUCGAGAAGGCCACGGUGGAUGCGGUAGCCAAAUAUAUUGCAGCAGUCCAGAUAAACAGCGAUGGCUCGUUUAUUGGCGGCGAUAAGAGCGUGACCGAAGCCAACGACUUUACGCGCACCAAACUGACCUACGAGAGUCGCGCCAACUUGGCCAAGAGUCCGAUGGCCAAGCGCCUGUUCAAUCUAAUGGCCGCGAAGCAAACGAAUCUCUGUCUGGCCGCCGAUCUGACCGAGGCGGAUGCCAUUCUGGACAUGGCCGACAAGUGCGGUCCCUACAUUUGCCUGCUCAAAACCCAUGUAGACAUUGUGUCGGACUUCAGCGAGAGUUUCAUUGUCAAUCUUCAGGCGCUAGCCACGCGACACAAUUUCCUGCUAAUGGAGGACCGCAAAUUUGCGGACAUUGGGAACACGGUAUCGCUGCAGUAUGGCCAGGGCUUCUAUAAGAUAGCCAACUGGGCGGAUUUGGUGACAGCGCACACGCUGCCCGGCCGCAGCAUUGUCCAGGGCCUGAAGGCGGCACUCGGCGGUGCUAAUCCCUCCAACGAGCGUGGCGUCUUCCUGCUGGCCGAAAUGUCCGUCAGCGGAAAUCUGAUCGAUGAAAAGUACAAGGAGAACAGCAACAAGAUUGCCACCGAGGGCGGCGAUGUCGACUUUGUGGCUGGUGUCGUCUGUCAGUCUACCAAUUGCUUUGCUUUUCCCGGUCUGAUACAGCUAACGCCGGGCGUGAAGAUCGAUGAGGGCGUCGAUAAGCUGGGACAACAAUAUCAAACGCCGGAGCAUGUGGUCAGGGAGUGUGGCGCCGAUAUUGGCGUUGUAGGACGCGGCAUUCUCCAGGCCUCAAAUGUGGAGAAGACGGCGGCCAGCUAUCGCGAUCGUCUUUGGGCCGCCUACCAGGAGCGUGUUGCCAAGUAGGCGUGCCUGCUACGCCCACAGUUUCAAAGUUGCCCC